AUGGCGUCCAACAACAUGCUGCCGCCGGCCAUUGAUGCCGCCGCAGAGGACCAGCGCUUCGCCGACGAGGUGCGCCAGGUCAAGCAGUGGUGGAGCGAGCCGCGCUGGAGACACACCAAGCGGCCCUUCACCGCCGAGCAGAUUGUGUCGAAGCGCGGCACUCUGCCCAUCCAGUACCCCAGCAACGCCCAGGCAAAGAAGCUCUGGGGCCUGCUCGAGAAGCGCUUCGCCGAGAAGGACGCCUCCUACACCUACGGCUGCCUCGAGCCCACCAUGGUCACCCAGAUGGCCCAGUACCUCGACACGGUCUACGUCUCCGGCUGGCAGUCGUCGUCCACCGCGUCGUCCUCGGACGAGCCCGGCCCGGAUCUGGCCGACUACCCCUACACGACCGUGCCCAACAAGGUCGGCCACCUCUUCACGGCCCAGCUGUUCCACGACCGGAAACAGCGCCACGAGCGCCUGAGCCUGCCCAAGGACCAGCGCAACAAGGCGCCUCACGUCGACUACCUGCGCCCCAUUGUGGCCGACGCCGACACGGGCCACGGCGGCCUGACGGCCGUCAUGAAACUGACCAAGCUGUUUGUCGAGAAGGGCGCCGCCGGCAUCCACAUCGAGGACCAGGCGCCCGGCACCAAAAAGUGCGGCCACAUGGCCGGCAAGGUGCUGGUGCCCACCAGCGAGCACAUCAACCGCCUCGUGGCCAUCCGCGCGCAGGCCGACAUUAUGGGCGUCGACCUCGUGGCCAUUGCGCGCACCGACGCCGAGGCCGCCACCCUCAUCUCGUCCACCAUUGACCCGCGCGACCACGCCUACAUCCUGGGCGCCACCAACCCCAACCUGCCCGCCCUCAACGACCUCAUGACCCAGGCCGAGGCCGCCGGCAAGAGCGGCGACGCCCUGCAGGCCAUUGAGGACAAGUGGCUGGCCGACGCCCGCCUCCAGCGCUUCGACGACCUCGUUGCCGACGCCCUCGCCAAGGCCGGCCGGGGCGCGUCGGCCAUCGCGGCCUACAAGGCCGCCGCCAAGGGCAAGUCGCUGACAGAGGCCCGCGCGGCGGCCCGCCAGGCCCUCGGCGCCGCCGCCGCCGACGCGCUGCACUUUGACUGGGACGCGCCCCGCACGCGCGAGGGCUUCUACCGCCUCAAGGGCGGCUGCGAGUGCGGCAUCGCCCGCGCCAUCGCCUACGCCCCCUACUGCGACGCCAUCUGGAUGGAGAGCAAGCUGCCCGACUACAAGCAGGCCACCGACUUCGCCGAGGGCGUCCACGCCGUCUACCCCCACCAGAAGCUCGCCUACAACCUGAGCCCCUCCUUCAACUGGAAGACGGCCAUGCCCCGCGCCGAGCAGGAGACGUACAUCCGCCGCCUGGCCCAGCUCGGCUACUGCUGGCAGUUCAUCACGCUGGCCGGCCUGCACACCACCGCCCUCAUCAGCAACCAGUUCGCCCGCGCCUACGCCCAGAACGGCAUGCGCGCCUACGGCGAGCUUGUCCAGGAGCCCGAGAUGGACGGCGGCGUCGAUGUCGUCAAGCACCAGAAGUGGUCGGGCGCCACCUACGUGGACGAGCUGCAGAAGAUGGUCACCGGCGGCAUCAGCUCCACGGCUGCCAUGGGCAAGGGUGUGACCGAGGACCAGUUCCAUUAA
Sporothrix brasiliensis 5110 is the source of this 1647-nucleotide messenger RNA. RefSeq names its product isocitrate lyase. The transcript has a single exon. The record is from RefSeq and is a predicted model, not a curated record. Bases 1 to 1647 code for a protein of 548 amino acids. Lineage: Eukaryota; Fungi; Ascomycota; Sordariomycetes; Ophiostomatales; Ophiostomataceae. Gene Ontology annotation, molecular function: isocitrate lyase activity. Gene Ontology annotation, biological process: carboxylic acid metabolic process.